Megalobrama amblycephala (Wuchang bream) is the source of this 1766-nucleotide messenger RNA. It is a transcript of the gene capzb, whose product is annotated as capping actin protein of muscle Z-line subunit beta. The coding region runs from base 175 to 999 and encodes 274 amino acids. Lineage: Eukaryota; Metazoa; Chordata; Actinopteri; Cypriniformes; Xenocyprididae. Gene Ontology annotation, biological process: cell morphogenesis; actin cytoskeleton organization; negative regulation of filopodium assembly. The record is from RefSeq and is a predicted model, not a curated record. The transcript has 10 exons. Gene Ontology annotation, cellular component: F-actin capping protein complex; cytoplasm. Gene Ontology annotation, molecular function: actin filament binding.
GCCCCUCCCCCGCAGGAGCCCGGAUGAGGAAGUGAAGCGCUGACAGGGCUGGGUUCCGUCUGAGAGUCGAAGCCGAACCGCGUCCAGACAGACUGAAACAAACCCGCGCAGCGAACCGAACCCGCCGCCGCCGCAGCCUUCAGCCCCGCAGAGACGCGACCGAGCGCCGCAGACAUGAACGAGCAGCAGUUGGACUGUGCGCUGGACCUGAUGAGGCGUUUGCCUCCGCAGCAGAUCGAGAAGAACCUCAGCGACCUCAUCGACCUGGUGCCCAGCCUGUGUGAAGAUCUGCUGUCGUCCGUGGAUCAGCCGCUGAAGAUCGCUCGCGAUAAAGUCGUGGGCAAAGACUAUCUGCUGUGCGACUACAACCGUGACGGCGACUCCUACAGAUCCCCCUGGAGUAAUAAAUACGAGCCUCCGAUCGACGACGGCGCCAUGCCGUCCGCCCGUCUGCGCAAGCUGGAGGUGGAGGCCAACAACGCCUUCGACCAGUACAGAGACCUGUAUUUCGAGGGCGGGGUUUCCUCCGUCUACCUGUGGGAUCUGGAUCACGGCUUCGCCGGCGUCAUCCUCAUCAAGAAAGCCGGCGACGGCUCCAAGAAGAUCAAGGGCUGCUGGGACUCCAUCCACGUGGUGGAGGUGCAGGAGAAGUCCAGCGGCCGCACGGCUCAUUACAAACUCACGUCCACCGUCAUGCUGUGGCUGCAGACCACCAAAACGGGCUCUGGAACCAUGAACCUGGGCGGCAGCCUCACCCGACAGAUGGAGAAAGAUGAGACGGUCGGUGAAUCUUCCCCUCACAUCGCCAACAUCGGCCGCCUGGUGGAGGACAUGGAGAACAAGAUCCGCUCCACUCUCAACGAGAUUUACUUCGGCAAGACCAAGGACAUCGUCAACGGCCUGAGAUCUAUCGAGUCUCUUCCUGAUAAUCAAAAGUACCGUCAGUUGCAGCGGGAGCUCUCUCAGGUUCUGACCCAGCGUCAGAUCUACAUUGACUAGGGAGCGUCCAGACGCUGGCGGAUAAAUCGAAGCAGGAGGCUCUGAAGAACGACCUGAUGAUAGCGCUUAGCCAACGCAAGCAGCAAAGCUAGAGACGAUCACCUACCCGUCUCUCUCUCCGUCUGUCUCACUCUUUCUGUCUCUCCACCUCGUGUCUGUCUGUGGAAAACAAAUGGAAAAGGAGAAAAGGCUUUUUGUUUUUGUAUUUUCAGCUGUCUCUCUCUCCGCCUGUCUGUCUCUCUGGUCUUUAAUCAUGUAGUAUUAAGAUCUGUCUGAUUGGUGACAUCACAGUGGGGGCGGAGCUUUUCUCCCACCAUCAGAAGAACAAGUUUGAGUAGUCUCACCCUCCACCCGUCAGAAAUAAUCGAGGAGCCCCAGAGAGGCGGGUGAUUAUAUAAAUAUAUAUAUAAAUAUAUAUAUAAAUAUACACACAUGUAUGUAUUAUGACCUUUAUCAUUAAUAUUGAUCUUGCUGUUAAUAUUAAAGUUCUGUUUGAAUCCACACAGAUGAGUGUGUGUGAGUGUGUGUGUCUGUGCGAGAGUGUGUGUGAAUCUCUCAUUAACAAAAGCAGCAAACAUAUUCCUCCUGUCUCUCUCUCUGUCCAUCUGGGAGCGUCAGACGGUUUCGUCGUUUUCUUAAGGGGUGGAUUAUUAUUUGUCAAGUUUUUUUUUUUUUUUUCUUUUGGUCUUUUUUGUUUGUUUUUUUGUAAAGCUUACAGUUUAUGUUAAGUUAGGGCCUCCAGCAUCAAUAAAAACAGGAAAAACUAA